UGGAGAUGGACUGGAGCAGCAGCACUUCCAUUGGUUUAGUGUUCAUCCUGACUUUUCUAUUAAUAUUGAAAAUGGGAGCUUUCUGGAAUAACCACAAGAGAAAGAAUUUUCCCCCAGGACCAAGAGCAUUACCUAUCAUUGGAAAUCUGCAUUUGUUUGAUUUGAAGAGACCCUACAGGACUUAUCUACAGCUGUCAAAAGAAUAUGGUCCAGUCUUCAGUGUUCAGAUGGGGCUAAGGAAAAUAGUAGUGAUUUCUGGGUAUGAGACAGUGAAGGAAGCUCUUGUAAACCAGGCAGAUGUGUUUGCAGAGAGACCUAAAAUCCCAAUCUUUGAAGAUUUGACCAAAGGAAAUGGGGUUGUUUUUGCUCAUGGUGAAAACUGGAAGGUGAUGAGAAGAUUUACUCUCACAACCUUACGAGACUUUGGAAUGGGGAAAAGGGCCAUUGAGGACCGCAUUGUGGAGGAGUACGGGUAUCUGGCAGACAUCAUUGGAUCACAAGAAGGAAAACCCUUUGAUGCUAGUAAAAUAAUUAAUGCAGCAGUUGCUAACAUAAUUGUGUCAAUAUUACUUGGAAAACGAUUUGACUACAAAGACUCCAGAUUUGUGAGACUUCUACAUUUGACCAAUGAAAACAUGAGGCUUGCUGGAAAACCUUUGAUUACGAUAUACAACAUCUUCCCACACCUUGGAUUCCUUCUAAGGGCUAACAAGACUCUUCUCCAAAACAGAGAUGAAUUCCAUGAUUAUAUACAAGUCACUUUUGUAAAACAUCUCAAAACCCUGGACAAAAAUGAUCAAAGAAGUUUUAUUGAUGCUUUCCUGGUUAAACAGCAGGAGGAGAAAUCUACUACCAACAGUUAUUUCCAUAAUGGCAACUUGCUAAGCUUGGUGAGCAAUUUAUUUACUGCUGGUGUUGAGACAAUUUCCACCACACUAAAGUGGAGCUUUCUGCUGAUGCUAAAGUACCCUGAAAUUCAGAGAAAGGUCCAAGAAGAAAUAGAGGAAGUGAUAGGAUCAAACCCACCACGGAUCGAGAAUAGAACUCAGAUGCCAUAUACAGAUGCUGUCAUCCAUGAAAUUCAGAGGUUCGCUAAUAUCCUGCCAUUGGAUUUACCUCAUGAGACUGUUGCAGAUGUCACGCUCAAAGGCUAUUUCAUUCCCAAGGGAACCUACAUCAUACCCUUACUGGCCUCUGUCCUGCAAGACAAAUCACAGUGGGAGAAACCACACAUGUUCUAUCCUGAGCACUUUCUUGACGCCAAUGGAAAAUUUGUGAAGAAAGAUGCUUUCAUGCCUUUUUCAGCAGGGCGGAGAUUGUGUGCCGGUGAGACUCUCGCCAAAAUGGAGCUCUUCCUCUUCUUCACCAGUCUCCUGCAGAGGUUCAGCUUUCACCCUCCGCCUGGAGUUUCUGUCUCAGACCUGGACCUCAGCCCUGCUGUUUCAUUUAAUGUCAUCCCCAAACCCUAUAAAAUGUGUGCUGUAACACGUUCCUAGAGCUCUAACCAGCAUCAACUUGCUUCAAAAACAUUUAAAUUACUUUUCCAUGA
Molecule: messenger RNA, 1549 nt
Organism: Strigops habroptila (Kakapo)
Lineage: Eukaryota; Metazoa; Chordata; Aves; Psittaciformes; Psittacidae
Product: cytochrome P450 2K6-like
Exons: 9
Coding region: 6-1496 (496 amino acids)
Biological process (GO): xenobiotic metabolic process
Cellular component (GO): intracellular membrane-bounded organelle; cytoplasm
Molecular function (GO): heme binding; iron ion binding; oxidoreductase activity, acting on paired donors, with incorporation or reduction of molecular oxygen, reduced flavin or flavoprotein as one donor, and incorporation of one atom of oxygen
Source: RefSeq, a predicted model, not a curated record